AUGUCUUCAACUGCUUCUAAGCCCGGUCGUGCUGCUGUAUGGAAGCUUCUUCCACCGGCCAGUAACCACCCUGCUGAAUCUACCAUCAUUCCUGAUGAUGGAAGCAAGGGCAGCCAGGAGUCAAUCAUUGGAGAAGACCAGCGUGCCCUGGUCGACUUCAGUGACCUCCAAGAAGGAGGGAAAUACCGCUCUAUUGUCAAGAUCCAGGCUCGCUUUGAAGGCAAAGGUAAGCCAGUCUGGAUGAUGGGCACUGGUUGGCUCAUCCGCCCUGACAUUUUGGUCACCGCUGGUCAUGUUGUCUACGACUGGGGUCGACACUAUGGAGCCGCGACCCAGAUCCGAUGCUAUAUCGGUUAUAACGGUCGUGCUUCGGUCAAGACCGCCCAGGUUCAGGUUCGUCACGGUGUCAAUGUCGUUACCACGUCCGAGUGGAUUGAGGCUGCCAACAACCGUACCCGUGACGUCGCCUUUGUUCAGCUUGAUCGAGCCUUCACAGGCAACCUGAGGACUUUCAACUUCGUCAACACCCCGAUGUCAGGCCAUAAGACCCUGUUGGGUGUUGUUGGUUAUCCUGGCGAUAAGAGCCUCAGAGAUAUCGAGACUGGAGACGAGGAGAAUGGCGCUCAAAUGUACGAAGAAUAUGCCAAGAAUGACUACGACAUUGAAGCAAGCCCUCGCCAUAUGGUUGAGUAUUCGAUCUCGACUUUUGGAGGCCAACUUAUGGGUCCAACACGGCAAGUGGCUGGGGAAGAGGGUAUCUUCGACUGGCUUGGCCCUGUCCUCAAGACUGCAGUCAAUGUGGCCAAGCCCAUCGCUACUCAGGCCAUCGGAAGCCUGAUCAAAGGCGCACUCGGAGCCGAGUCUACCGUUUCCGAGGUCUCCAGCGAGCACGAGAAAGCUACCAAGAUUCUCCUACAGCGCGCUGUUAUGGCUGAUACAGCUCUGCAGGCUUUGAUGACUAUGCCUUCGCAUAAGUUACAGCAACUGAAGCCCAUUAAUGCCGACACAGGUGAUACCGAAGGCAUUUUUGACUUCAUCAAGGAUACAGUGCAGAAGCUGGGCCCUAUGGCUCUCGAUACCGCCAAACAAGCGGCGAAAGCCUACCUGCCCCGCCUCAUCGAUGCUGCCAGCCAGAAGGUAUCAUCCAAGCUUGGCUUUCAGCCCGAAACCUCCACUGUUACCCAUAGACUGUCCAAGAAGGCGUCACUCCUGGAUACCCUCAAUAGCAACAGCAACGCACUCAAGGUGAGCCAUAUUGAUCAUAGGGCAGCUGGCCUGGCUUCCAUCGAUAUCACUCCAAUGAUCCGCGCUCGCCAGAUAGCCUGGGUGCCAUCUGAAGAGUGGCAGAAAGGCUGGGACGAUAACGAUGAUGGCCCAGUCAUGAUGAAGCAGCCUCCACCUGACUUUUGA
Molecule: messenger RNA, 1410 nt
Organism: Fusarium proliferatum ET1
Lineage: Eukaryota; Fungi; Ascomycota; Sordariomycetes; Hypocreales; Nectriaceae
Exons: 3
Coding region: 1-1410 (469 amino acids)
Biological process (GO): proteolysis
Molecular function (GO): serine-type endopeptidase activity
Source: RefSeq, a predicted model, not a curated record